Danio rerio (zebrafish) is the source of this 6204-nucleotide messenger RNA. RefSeq names its product plexin A3 (gene plxna3). The record is from RefSeq and is marked provisional. Gene Ontology annotation, cellular component: membrane; plasma membrane. Lineage: Eukaryota; Metazoa; Chordata; Actinopteri; Cypriniformes; Danionidae. Gene Ontology annotation, molecular function: semaphorin receptor activity. Gene Ontology annotation, biological process: morphogenesis of a branching structure; semaphorin-plexin signaling pathway; axon guidance.
AAGCCAACUGUGGAUGUAACUGUUGCACUUUGAACACAGACAUGAACCACUGAGACAGCAAAAGUAGAAAAAGCCUGGAAUACGCUUGAGGGAAGAGCUCCGUCUCGAUCCCCCUCCACAAAAAGAAGGUCUGGAAUCAUGAGGUCCUUGUGGCUGCUGGUAUUUUCCUUCUCUGUUUUGACUGGGACCAACAUGGCAUUUCCAAUGAUUCUGUCGGAGCGCCCUGAAGUCACCGGGAGCUUCAAGGUUAAAGACACGAGUCUCACUCACCUCACAGUGCACCGCAAAACUGGUGAGGUGUUCGUGGGUGCUAUAAACCGAGUCUACAAGCUUUCUGCCAAUCUCACCGAAACGCGUUCUCACCAGACCGGUCCCGUGGAAGACAACGCCAAGUGCUAUCCACCCCCCAGUGUACGAGCUUGCACGCAGAAACUGGAGUCUACAGACAACGUCAACAAAUUGCUGCUGGUUGAUUAUGCGGGCAACCGUCUGGUGGCCUGUGGAAGCAUCUGGCAGGGCGUGUGCCAGUUCCUGCGGUUGGAAGAUCUGUUCAAGCUUGGUGAACCACAUCACCGUAAAGAGCACUACCUCUCGGGAGCCAAAGAGUCUGAUGGGAUGGCUGGAGUCGUGGUGGGUGAUGAUGACGGAGACUUGAAGAAGAAAAAGAAAGGUGGCAGUCGACUCUUCAUUGGUGCUGCAAUCGAUGGCAAAUCAGAGUAUUUUCCAACCCUCUCUAGCCGUAAACUGGUGGCGGAUGAGGAAAGUGUUAACAUGUUCAGUUUGGUCUACCAAGAUGAGUUUGUGUCUUCUCAAAUCAAGAUACCUUCAGACACCCUCUCUCAGUAUCCCGCAUUUGAUAUCUACUACGUCUACGGGUUCUCCAGCCGGACUUACAUCUAUUUCCUCACUUUGCAACUGGAUACUCAGCUCACUCAGGUGGAUGUGACGGGGGAGAAGUUCUUCACCUCAAAAAUAGUCCGCAUGUGCUCCAAUGACACUGAGUUUUACUCCUACGUAGAGUUCCCGCUUGGGUGCACCAAGGAUGGCGUGGAAUACAGACUUGUUCAAGCUGCCUACAAGCAUCGUCCUGGAAAGAUUCUGGCACAGGCUUUGGGCCUGUCUGAGGAUGAGGAUGUCCUGUUCGUGAUCUUCUCCCAGGGUCAGAAGAACAGGGCUAACCCACCGAGAGAAACAGUGCUGUGCCUCUUCACACUGCACCAGAUUAACCUGGCCAUGCGAGAGAGGAUCAAGUCAUGCUACCGCGGAGAGGGAAAGCUGUCUCUGCCGUGGUUGCUCAACAAGGAGCUGCCUUGCAUUAAUACGCCCAAGCAGAUUGGUGAUGAUUUCUGCGGCCUGGUCUUGAAUCAGCCCCUUGGGGGAUUGAUGGUGAUCGAGGGCAUUCCUCUGUUUGACGACCGCACUGACGGCAUGGCAUCAGUGGCUGCAUACACAUACGGAGACCAUUCGGUGGUGUUUGUGGGCACUCGCAGCGGCCACCUCAAGAAGAUUCGAGUGAAUGGUGUUCCUCCGCCGUCAGAAAACGCUUUGCUGUACGAGACCGUGACCGUUGUGGAGGGAAGCCCCAUCCUGAGGGACAUGGUGUUCAGUCCAGACUAUCAGUACAUCUAUCUGCUGAGCGACAAACAGGUGAGUCGUCUGCCGGUGGAGAGCUGUUCUCAGUACAGCAGCUGUAAGACGUGUCUGGGCUCUGGAGAUCCUCACUGCGGCUGGUGUGUCCUGCAUAACAAGUGCUCCAGAAAGGAGGCCUGUGAGAAGUGGGCCGAGCCGCUUCACUUCAGUACAGAGCUGAAGCAGUGUGUGGACAUUACCGUCACUCCGGAUAACAUGUCUGUGACCUCCGUGUCUACACAGCUGAGUGUGAAGGUGGCGAACGUCCCGAACCUCUCUGCGGGGGUGACGUGUGUGUUUGAGGAGCUCACCGAGAGUCCAGGAGAAGUGCUGGCUGAAGGACAAAUCCUCUGCAUGUCCCCUUCCCUUCGGGACGUCCCGUCUGUCACUCAGGGAUAUGGCGAUAAACGGGUCGUGAAGCUUUCUCUGAAGUCCAAAGAGACGGGGCUCAAAUUCAUCACCACCGACUUCGUCUUCUACAACUGCAGCGUUCUGCAAUCGUGUUCAUCGUGUGUUAGCAGUUCUUUCCCUUGCAACUGGUGUAAAUAUCGCCACAUCUGCACUAAUAAUGUAGCCGAGUGCUCUUUCCAGGAAGGUCGGGUGAGCAGUGCAGAGGGCUGCCCACAGAUUUUGCCCAGCAGUGACAUCCUGGUACCGGCGGGGAUCGUUCGGCCAAUCACAUUGCGAGCCCGAAACUUGCCCCAGCCUCAGUCUGGACAGAAGAACUAUGAGUGCGUCUUUAACAUCCAGGGAAAAGUGCAGCGUAUUCCUGCGGUCCGCUUCAACAGUUCCUGCAUCCAGUGUCAGAACACCUCGUACUGGUAUGAAGGGAACGAGAUGGGGGAUCUGCCUGUGGAUUUCUCCAUCGUGUGGGACGGUGACUUUCCCAUCGACAAACCCUCAUCCAUGAGAGCUCUCCUGUAUAAGUGUGAGGCUCAGAGGGACAGCUGUGGACUAUGUCUGAAGGCUGACAGCACAUUUGAGUGUGGCUGGUGUUUGGCCGAUAAGAAGUGUCUCCUAAAGCAACACUGUCCAUCAGCCGAACACAACUGGAUGCAUCAGGGACGACGCAACAUUCGCUGCAGCCAUCCGCGCAUUACCAAGAUUCGUCCUCUGACGGGCCCGAAAGAAGGAGGCACACGCGUCACCAUUGAAGGGGAGAAUCUGGGGCUGCAGGUUCGAGAAAUCACUCACGUGCGUGUGGCUGGAGUUCGCUGUAACCCUGCUGCAGCUGAAUACAUCAGCGCUGAGAGGAUUGUGUGUGAUAUGGAGGAGUCCCUGAUGUCCAGUCCUCCCGGAGGUCCGGUGGAGCUGUGUAUCGGAGACUGCAGCGCUGAGUACAGGACUCAAUCCACACAGACUUACUCCUUUGUGAUGCCGAGCUUCAGUCGAGUGCGCCCUGAGAAAGGCCCGGUGUCCGGCGGGACGAGGCUGACCAUCUCAGGCCGACAUCUGGACGCCGGCAGCGCUGUGACCGUGUUUUUGGCCCAGGAGGAGUGUCUGUUCGUCAGGAGGACGGUGCGUGAGAUUGUGUGUGUGACGCCUCCAUCAGCUUCAGGAUCUGGACCUUCAUCUGUGAAGCUGUUUAUUGAUAAAGCAGAGAUCACCAGCGACACCCGCUACAUCUACACUGAAGACCCAAAUAUCUCCACCAUCGAGCCCAACUGGAGCAUCAUCAACGGCAGCACAAGCCUCACGGUCACAGGAACCAACCUGCUCACCAUUCAGGAGCCCAAAGUCAGAGCCAAAUAUGGAGGAGUGGAGACCACAAACAUCUGUAGUCUGGUCAAUGACUCUGUGAUGACGUGCUUGGCUCCGGGCAUCAUCUACACUAAACGUGAGGCUCCAGAAAGCGGCGUUCACCCGGACGAGUUCGGCUUCAUCCUGGAUCACGUCUCUGCCCUCCUCAUCCUCAACGGGACUCCGUUCACUUACUAUCCCAACCCGACCUUUGAACCUCUUGGGAAUGCCGGGAUUCUGGAGGUCAAACCAGGAUCACCCAUCAUCCUGAAGGGCAAGAACCUGAUUCCUCCUGCGCCUGGGAACAUCCGUCUGAAUUACAGCGUGACGAUCGGAGAAACGCCCUGCCUGCUAACAGUCUCUGAAUCUCAGCUGCUCUGCGAUUCGCCAGAUCUGACCGGAGAACAGCGAGUGAUGAUUCUUGUCGGCGGUCUGGAAUAUUCCCCCGGAAUGCUUCACAUUUAUUCGGACAGCACUCUCACGUUGCCUGCCAUCAUCGGGAUCGGAGCAGGUGGAGGAGUCCUCCUCAUCGCCAUCAUCGCUGUGCUCAUCGCUUACAAGCGCAAGACGCGGGACGCCGACCGCACACUCAAACGCCUGCAGCUGCAGAUGGACAACCUGGAGUCCCGGGUUGCGCUGGAGUGCAAGGAAGCAUUCGCUGAGCUGCAGACAGACAUCCAAGAGCUGACGAAUGACAUGGACGGUGUGAAAAUCCCUUUCCUGGAGUAUCGUACCUACACCAUGAGAGUGAUGUUCCCUGGCAUCGAGGAGCACCCGGUUCUGAAGGAGCUGGACUCUCCAGCUAAUGUGGAGAAGGCCCUGCGCUUGUUCAGUCAGCUGCUGCACAACAAGAUGUUCCUGCUGACCUUCAUCCACACGCUGGAGGCGCAAAGGUCCUUCUCCAUGCGGGAUCGUGGCAAUGUGGCCUCCCUCCUCAUGGCGGCACUGCAGGGACGGAUGGAGUACGCCACUGUGGUUCUCAAACAGCUGCUAGCCGACCUGAUCGAGAAGAACUUGGAGAACCGAAACCACCCUAAACUACUGCUUAGACGAACUGAAUCUGUGGCAGAGAAGAUGCUCACCAACUGGUUCACGUUCCUUCUGCACCGCUUCCUCAAGGAGUGUGCGGGCGAGCCUCUGUUUAUGCUGUACUGUGCUAUAAAACAGCAGAUGGAGAAAGGCCCCAUAGACGCCAUCACAGGAGAGGCCAGAUACUCCCUGAGCGAAGACAAGCUCAUCCGACAGCAAAUCGACUACAAGCAGCUGACGCUGAUGUGUAUUCCUCCUGAAGGAGAAGCCGGGACAGAAAUCCCUGUUAAGGUGCUAAACUGUGACACGAUCACUCAGGUGAAGGACAAGCUGUUGGACGCUGUUUAUAAAGGCAUCCCGUACUCGCAGAGACCACAGGCGGACGACAUGGACCUGGAAUGGCGGCAGGGUCGACUGACCAGAAUCAUCCUCCAAGAUGAAGACGUCACCACAAAGAUCGAGAGCGACUGGAAGAGACUGAACACACUGGCACAUUACCAGGUGACAGAUGGGUCUUUGGUGGCUUUGGUUCAGAAGCAAGUAUCCGCUUACAACAUCGCCAACUCUUUCACGUUCACUCGCUCUCUCAGUCGAUACGAGAGCCUCUUGAGGACGUCCAGUAGUCCAGACAGCCUGCGCUCCAGGGCUCCCAUGAUCACUCCUGACCAGGAAACGGGUACCAAACUCUGGCACCUGGUGAAGAACCAUGAGCAUGCAGACCAGCGGGAAGGAGACCGCGGCAGCAAGAUGGUGUCUGAGAUUUACCUCACACGCUUACUAGCUACCAAGGGCACUCUGCAGAAGUUUGUGGACGAUCUGUUUGAGACGGUCUUCAGUACAGCUCACCGCGGCAGCGCUCUCCCGCUGGCCAUCAAAUACAUGUUUGAUUUCCUGGAUGAACAGGCGGACAAGAGGCAGAUCACCGACCCAGACGUACGGCACACCUGGAAGAGCAACUGCCUUCCUCUGCGGUUUUGGGUCAACGUGAUCAAAAACCCUCAGUUUGUGUUUGACAUCCACAAGAACAGUAUUACAGAUGCCUGUCUGUCGGUGGUGGCUCAGACAUUUAUGGACUCCUGCUCCACGUCUGAGCAUCGUCUGGGAAAAGACUCUCCGUCAAACAAACUGCUCUACGCUAAAGACAUCCCCAACUACAAGAGCUGGGUGGAGAGAUAUUACCGUGACAUCAGCAAGAUGCCAAGUAUCAGUGAUCAGGAUAUGGAUGCCUAUCUGGUCGAGCAGUCUCGUCUCCAUGGCAACGAGUUCAACACACUGAGCGCGCUCAGUGAACUGUAUUUCUACAUCAACAAGUACAAAGAAGAGAUUUUGACAGCGCUGGACAGAGACGGUUACUGUCGCAAACACAAGCUACGACACAAACUGGAACAAGCCAUUAACCUGAUGUCUGGCAGCAGCUGAGGGUGGUGACAGAUCGGACGGGACGGGACGGGAGGGGAAGCGGGUUUGGGGAGAGAUGAGACUGAAUUGAUGGCGUCCAGCGGACCGACCCGUGUUAGAACAUCCACAGCUUGUGCUAGCAGAAGGUGAGGCUAAACACUGGACAAUCAACUCUAACGGAACCACAGCACAGCAUAUCAAGCCCAAUGUUUUUUCUGGACCAGAUCCUGUAUUCCCAAACGCCCUCACUCCCUAAUGCCCGACCCGACCCCGUUCAUAUCAGCCUGCCUAACAAACUCUUCAACAUGGACUACUGUGGAUCAGACACAUUCCAAUGAGGAAAAGAUGCAACAUGUUGCCUUCGAAGUAAAGAUAGUGCCAUGGAAGGAAAUAUCCAUCUUUCUGGGA